GUUGACCUGGACAUAAGGUCUUUUUAGUUAGAUUUUUAGUUCUAUUGCUCUUCUGUUCCUCUCUAUUUUCACGAUGAUUGCCUGCAAUGUUAUAGGACUUUUGAUUCUUCUUACGCACGUAUACGACACCGCUGAGUAUCUUUCAAAACCUCGAAAUGUCUCUUCACCUCAGUACAAGACGAAAGACGAAAGAUCGAAGGAUUACAACAUCCAACUAAAAGGAUCGGAUUGUUCUGAGAUCAGAGUGACUUAUUCAGGUCACAAAAAGAUACACGUCAACGAUGAUUUAACCAUUCUACCAACCAUUAGUAGGACAGACCGGUUUCUCCUUGACAGCAUUCCCAACGUUGGCUGUGACUUCGAGUUGAACUCGAUGUGUUCAUGGCGCAAUGUGCAAAAUCACGAUGACUUUGACUGGGUUCUGUAUCAAUCGUCAACACCCACGGACGACACUGGUCCCGACACGGAUCAUACUCUGAGAAACGAGUCUGGAAAAUACAUUUUCACAGAAUCCAGCGCGCCACGAGCUGUUUUUGAUUUUGCAUGGAUCCAAAGUCCUCAAGUGGAUGCGGUCGGUGCAGUCCACUGUUUCCAGUUUUGGUAUCACAUGUUUGGAACAUCAAUCGGGACAUUACGAGUUUACCAAGGAUUUCCCGACAUCUUGCCAGGACGAUUGGUGUGGUCUCUGUCUGGUGAACAAGGUGCCAAGUGGUUUCAUGGACAGGUGCCUUUGGAGUCGAAUCAGCCUUAUACUGUAUUAUUCGAAGGGGUGAUUGGAAAAGGCUACACUGGAGAUAUCGCUGUGGAUGACGUCAGUUUGUCACUUGGGUACUGCGACCCGCGGCCUGCUGCUGCCUCCAGGAAUGACUUGGAGAACACAACAACUACAACAACUACCAGAACAACCACAACAAUUACACUCCCCACAACGACUACCACUCAAACAACUAAAACGAACGCCACCACCACCACGGCAACCAAAACGCCAGGUCUUACAACAACAGUCAAUCCUGACCAAGGCGGAAAUGCCAAUCCAUCUCAGCACGCCGUGGGACCAUCAGAUUGUUUCUACAACAGUAUGGAGUAUAUGGGAGCUUACCGGCACACCUACACAAAUAAACGCUGUAUCAAAUGGGAGGACAUUGGUCGCCCCUUGGGCACAUUCCCCGAUGUGAAUAUUACAUACGCGGAGAACAAAUGUAGGGACCCGAAUGGAGUGCGUGGUCAUCCUUGGUGCUAUGUUGCUCCAGACAAGUGGGAAUUUUGCCCUGUGCCAUUUUGUCAAGAGUGCUACUAUAGCGACAGAAGCCAUCAGUACAACGGGCACGUGAGCACAGCAGAAGGCGGGGGCCAAUGCGACACGUGGGCAUCGAAGUUGGCGGGAAAUCCGUCUCUAAAGCCCGAAAUGUUCCCGGAUUACAACGUCUCAGCAGCCAAUAAUUACUGCAGGGACCCGUAUAAAACAGGGCGCCCACAGUGUGUAGUUGGAACGCACAGGACGAAUUGUAGUAUACCGAUUUGCACAGGUCCAUGCCAGGACCGCAACACCGACGUCGAUUGUAGCCUUGUCCGCUCUUUCGUCUGCCCCGGUGACUACCUGUCCUUGACCCAAUGUGCUAAGACAUGUGAACACUGCAAUGUCGGAGUAUUACCAAAUGUAGCAAAAGAACCACCUGCAGUUGUUUGCGAAGACAACCCGUUGGCUAGCUGUUCCUUGCUGAGUUCUCUCGUCUGCCAGAAUGAAACUGCCGCCAUUAACCUUUGUCCGAAAACAUGCGACGUUUGCGACAAACUGUACGCCAUAAGCACCACCACAUAUCUCGUUACCAUGACAUCACAACAAACUACAGCUCUAAUGACGUCAAAGACAACAACAACAAAUAUGCCAACAUCAACAACAACUCUUACCACUACACCGACGACGACAACAACAACAACAACAAUACCGAAUACAACAACCACAACCCGUACUACCACGACAUCUACGACAACAACAAUAACCACUCCUCACUGGUUGGAGUGGGGACCAUGGAAUUGCACGUUUCUUGGCAAUAAUUGCUUCCAAACUCGAAACAGGAAUUAUUCCUCCCUCGGUAAUACUGAAAUAUUAGAGUCUUUUAAUCCAUAUAGUUUUCAAUGA
Molecule: messenger RNA, 2140 nt
Organism: Dreissena polymorpha
Lineage: Eukaryota; Metazoa; Mollusca; Bivalvia; Myida; Dreissenidae
Exons: 17
Coding region: 74-2140 (688 amino acids)
Biological process (GO): nervous system development
Cellular component (GO): membrane
Source: RefSeq, a predicted model, not a curated record